Molecule: messenger RNA, 370 nt
Organism: Drosophila navojoa
Lineage: Eukaryota; Metazoa; Arthropoda; Insecta; Diptera; Drosophilidae
Product: cuticle protein
Cellular component (GO): extracellular matrix
Source: RefSeq, a predicted model, not a curated record
GCUGUGGUCAAGACUGUUGCUCCCGCUUACUCCACCUAUGCUGCCCCCGCAGUGGUCAAGACUGUUGCUCCCGCAUACUCCGCCUAUGCUGCUCCAGCUGUGGUCAAGACUGUUGCUCCCGCUUACUCCGCCUAUGCUGCUCCAGCUGUCCACUAUGCGUCUCCCGCUGUGGUGAAGACCAUCGCUCCAGUUGCUCAGGUGGCUCACUAUGCUGCACCCGCGGCCCACUACGCCACCUACUCCGCUCCAGCCGUCGCCUACCAUCACUAAAGUGAUGAAGGUUUCUUAAAACUCAUAAUUAGAAUCUUUGCUCAUAUUACUAUAUAUUUAUUAAUUGACAUCAAUAAAAUAAUGCAUACAUGAAUAUAAA